AUGACCCGGCCACUGGAGCAGGCAGUAGCUGCCAUCGUGUGCACCUUCCAGGAAUAUGCAGGGCGCUGUGGGGACAAGUACAAGCUCUGUCAGUCGGAGCUUAAGGAGUUGCUGCAGAAGGAGAUGCCCACUUGGACCCCGACUGAGUUUCGAGAGUGUGAUUACAAUAAAUUCAUGAGUGUUUUGGACACCAACAAGGACUGCGAGGUGGAUUUUGCGGAGUACGUGCGCUCACUCGCCUGCCUCUGUCUCUACUGCCAUGAGUACUUCAAGGACUGCCGCCCAGAGCCCCCCUGUGCUGAGUAGCCUCCGCCCCAGAGCUGGUACUGGGCAUGUCUCCCGUGUUCUGCCUGUCCUCUCUCCUGUCACCCUUUCAAUCUGGAAUUGCCCAGGUUCACCCAUUUUACCCAUAAGGCUCCGAGACUUUCCCAGGGAUGCCCAGCUGGCGAGGGGUGG
Messenger RNA from Sciurus carolinensis (gray squirrel), 456 nucleotides. RefSeq names its product S100 calcium binding protein A3 (gene S100a3). NCBI's taxonomy places the organism in Eukaryota, Metazoa, Chordata, Mammalia, Rodentia, Sciuridae. The coding region runs from base 1 to 306 and encodes 101 amino acids. The record is from RefSeq and is a predicted model, not a curated record. Gene Ontology annotation, molecular function: transition metal ion binding. The transcript is spliced from 2 exons. Gene Ontology annotation, cellular component: cytoplasm.